AUGGCAUCUCCAUUUAUCUUCCACCUCUCCUCCUCGCUGGCUGCCAACCGGUACAUGAACCUGUACUGGUCCGGUGACCAGAACACCAGCUGGGGUCACAAUGACGGAAUCAAGUCUGCCGUGACUGUCAUGGGCCAUAUGGGUCUGUCUGGCUACGCACAUGGCCACGUAGAGAUUGGCGGAUACACGACUACAUGGGACAGCAAUGGCGUCGUCAACCGUUCGGCUGAGCUUCUGGGUCGUUGGAGAGAGCUUUCCCCGGUUUCUAGCGUCGUCUUCCGGUCGCACGAGGGGAAUGUUCCCCAUGUCAACGCACAAUUCUACACCAACUCAUCGACGUAUGCCUAUUACGCAUACAAUGCCCGCAUGUUCCGCAGCUUAGCGGCAUAUCAGCGCAGAAUCCUUGAUACCGAAUGCAAGAAUUUGGGAUGGUCCUUGGUCAGAAUGCCGGUCAUUUACCACCCCGAUGACGUGGGAGCAAAGGCCACCAGACACGAAAGCUUUCUCCUUGGGUCUGACUUGUACGUUCCAGCCGUGCUGGACCCCGGCUGUAAGUGUGUCGAGGUCUAUUUUCUUGGCCAAAACCAGUCAUAUACACACGUGUGGUCCGGGUGGAGAUACAAAGGUGGCCAGAAAGCUCGUGUUGUUGUACCCUAUGGUAAGCCUGCUGUGUUCGUCGUGGUCCAGCCGAAGCACAACGAUCUACGGGGCUUGCUUGAAUUCGUUCGCAAGGAGAACACGGCCAUGAUAUACGUUUGA
Penicillium cinerascens is the source of this 759-nucleotide messenger RNA. RefSeq lists its product as uncharacterized. Gene Ontology annotation, biological process: carbohydrate metabolic process. Gene Ontology annotation, molecular function: hydrolase activity, hydrolyzing O-glycosyl compounds. Bases 1 to 759 code for a protein of 252 amino acids. The transcript has a single exon. The record is from RefSeq and is a predicted model, not a curated record. Lineage: Eukaryota; Fungi; Ascomycota; Eurotiomycetes; Eurotiales; Aspergillaceae.